Molecule: messenger RNA, 2642 nt
Organism: Cuscuta epithymum
Lineage: Eukaryota; Viridiplantae; Streptophyta; Magnoliopsida; Solanales; Convolvulaceae
Source: the annotation of a GenBank genome assembly
UGGGGCUGAAGUUAAUGUAUAUGAUCAUUAUAGCUAUUUUUACAUAUCAUUUUUUUCUUUAUUUUAUUAAUAAAAUAUAUUUUAAUUUUUUUUUCUUAAAUCAGCAGAAUAAGUCAAUGCAGCCACUUCAGCCAGAACUUCAUUAAUUUCAGCAGAAUCAGCCAAAACGGCUGAUUUUCGUGCUACCAAAUGGGCUGUUAAAAGGCAAUGUCAAUAUUAACAAAUUGAAAAUUCAACACAAACAACUGAAUUUCUAUACCCACUCAAAGUAGGCCCAAAGUAAAUUAACCCCGAAAACAACGGAUCAAAAAGAUUGGGCGGCCCAACGAACUAAAGAUCCGCACCCAUAUAACCCAGCCUUAAUAUAUCACACGCCACAUCCUCAUUCCCCAAGAUUCGCCCUAAAACUUCGCCGACAUGCAGAAAUCAUCGCUCCUCCCUCUCUCUCCAACGACUCUCAGCGAUGGCAAGAUAAACCACCAUGAAGGGAUUCAGACCUCAGAAAAAUAGCACUCCGGCCACCAAAACAGGUUCCGAAAAACGCAGCGACGACCCAAACCACGGAAAGGCAGAGGAAGGAGCCAUGGAUCUCGAACGUCAACACCCGGAAACACAGGUAACACUCGUCGUCCACCACCGAACCAAACCCACAAACCCCUACCCGAUCCCUCACAUGCACGCACACACCACACCGAUACACAACCUAUUUUAUUCACAAACAAAACGGAACCGUUUUUUACAGAAAAAACGAACAAAACCUUCAGAUCUGAUUGAUUUUAAUUUAUUUUUUUGUUUGUGUGAACGAAAUAUCAUCGACCAAACUAUUUUCAGGGAUAUAUGGAGUAUUCUUAACAAAAAUAGAUCAGAUCUAAAGAUCCGAUAAUGUCAUCAAACAGCCCUUUCAUUCUAAAAUAACUCACACAGAUCCCCUUCCACGCUCACAUGACACGAAAACUCCAUUUUGAAAAAACUACACGGAUACAUAAAAAGAGAACAUAGCAAACACAGAAAAAACCUGCACUUUGAAGCAUUAUUUUUCAGACGUUUUUUUUAAAUGUGCUACAAAAGGGGUUUACAGCACCUGAUAACAAAAAUAUGAAUUAUUUUGAAAACAAAAGGAUUUGCUAAUUACGCAGACCAAACCGAAUAUUUUCGUGAAUACAUUGAUUGAUAUCAUCAGCUGUGAUUUUCCAUGUCCCUUUAAAAUUUUUAAUCAUAAUGUAGCCACAUACAUUCAAAUCAUACCACUUUCGUAGUACAACAGAAAAAAUAAAUCACUGGAAAAUACACACACGUCCCAUUUAAUUUCUACAAUUUUAAUACGUAGUAUUUGAUUAUUAAACCACUUUGAUUAAAUUAAUUAUUAACCAAUUAAUUACACCAUUUUAAAAAUGAUACCUUUUUUCUCAAAAAUAAAUUUUAAUCAUAUUUAAUUUUUAAUUAUAAUCGUUUUUUCACAUUUACGUAGUACCCUAUUAUUGAAUGGAGAAGGGUCUAGAGUCAAAAAGAAAGUCUGGGACAGACCACUUUACCGACCAAGCAUUAAAUGGAACAGCCCCACCCCCAUUAUUAAAGGUUUCAAAAUUAAAACACGCACCCACUUCAGUAAGUGCCAACAACCCACCCACUCAGAAAUCAUUUAAUAUCCUCACCCACCGAACCCCUACCCACCCAUAUCUGUAAAUUCCAACCGCCUUACUUUUAAUACCAACACAGUCCUACCCCCCCUGCUCCACCCAUCACACUUAACUGCCUCGUAACGCCAAACAAUAUCUCGAGCAGAUCAAAACCUUUGCCUCAGUUUUUUUAAAUUUUAACGACAAACAACAUCACCAAUUUACCACCACACUGCCGUUCACCCACUUUCACAUGACAAAACGGAGAUAAACAUCUGUCUUUUCUAAGAAUCAAAAUCCAAUUCUUACUGCCUACUCCGUAUUAUGUAUGAAAAAAAUCCUUUGUUUAUAUUUCUUACCGGAAACCUCCACUACCUCCUAAAUUCAAAUCUUUUAUCUUAAAUGGAAUGCGAGGAAAUGGGUCAAAGCAUCAACACCAAAGCCUCUAAGACACGCAUCACCGAAGCUGGCUAUUAACACCACAGGCAUGACACCCGGAGAAAGAGAAUGUAUUACCAUCCCCAAGCUCCGCCUCAUAAGGUAUGGAAACAAUUUCAUACAUUUCUAAAGUCGAUCGCAACAACAUAUCACUGAUUAACACUAUUCUUAUAUUUGUAUAAUGCCAUGAGAGGAAUAAAUUAACAGUCUAGAGUUAAGGACAUAAGAGAAUGAGCUCUGAAGGCACACUCUAAAACUCAAGGUUAACAAAAGUCAAGAAGGAUGCCUAAAUGGAAGUAUUCCUCCGCUGCAGAGAUAAUGCUUUCACAGGGGAAAUAUUUCAAUGAUGUGUACAAAGUGACAUGUACACAACACAUUUAUAAUUGCUUCUUCUAUUGUAUAUUUGAAAAUAGUUAUGUGAUUCAUUCUAGCUUAUUCUUACCAUUCUCAUUUGUAAAUGUGAUUAAUAAUCGUAUCAUCCCUUAUGUGCCAAUCUUAGGGACAGAGAUAGCAUUCGAUCAUAUCAAUGUAAUAUACCGAGUAUUAUCUAUACGACUAUACUUUAGUUAUUGAAGUACCAUAUUCUCA